This is a messenger RNA of Chaetomium strumarium, 2654 nucleotides long. RefSeq lists its product as uncharacterized. Bases 398 to 2479 code for a protein of 693 amino acids. Lineage: Eukaryota; Fungi; Ascomycota; Sordariomycetes; Sordariales; Chaetomiaceae. The record is from RefSeq and is a predicted model, not a curated record. The transcript has a single exon. Gene Ontology annotation, molecular function: nucleic acid binding; tRNA-intron lyase activity. Gene Ontology annotation, biological process: tRNA-type intron splice site recognition and cleavage; tRNA splicing, via endonucleolytic cleavage and ligation. Gene Ontology annotation, cellular component: tRNA-intron endonuclease complex.
UUUUCCUAUUUACAUUUGGUGGCUUUACCCUCGGCCACACGGCCUCUAUACUGCAAGCGCAGCAGGGCCGCAUCGAGACGGAAGAGACUUGAAUGUGUGGCGAGAGACUCUGAGCCGGUGGCAUUGCUUGCCUUGCUUCCCCUAAAUCUCGAUCACGAUGGAGGGGUUGCGAGGGGCACUGCUUCGGGCAACUCCUACGUUGCGCUGAUGACACCAAAAUACUUGUGCUUAGAGCAAUGUACUUCAGUGUACGCUCGAUGAAUGCCAUCUAUUCAUAGACUACAACGGUAUCUGAGCAAUGACAACCCAAAUCAAAUUCUGGCACUGGCGCAGUUUCCUGCUUACUCGCAGAGGGCUAACUGUUGGCACUGACAGGCCGAGAUGAGGCGCGCUGGACAUGGCUGAAACCACGACACUUACCACAGCACACGCUGCUGGCAGAGAUGCCAGCACGGCCGCUGGAACGGCCUCGACGGGCAGCCUCGAUGGUGAGAAUCAGCCGACCGUUGCCGAGCGAGGGUCCCCACCGAAGGCACCCUUGAGUCAAAUCUACGCUCUCCCUGCUCCCAUCCGAACAUUCCCUCUUCCCACGUUUUAUCCAAACAACCCCGUCUCCCUUAUCCAUCUGGUCUACGCGUGGCUCGGCCAGAUUUUUCGACCGCCUCCACGCGAGCCGUCAGUGGUGCACGUCGGGUUAUGGGAUGCUGAGACAAGGUCGGUACAUGUCACAGACCCUACCUCCAUACGGGCACUCUGGGAGCAAGGAUUCUACGGCAAAGGGAGCCUCAGCAGAAGCGAGCCGAACUGGCUGAAAAGAGAGCUGGCUAGGCGGGGCUCCCCAGAAGGAAAGACCGUCAGCGAAGCACGCACCGAGUUGCGGCGAGAGGAGCGUCGCCUCGCAAAGUGGGAGAGAGCUAAGGCGGAGCUGGAGGCCAUUGAAAGACAGAGGCUUGCGGAAGCGGCAGCCCGGGCGACGGCCACCAAACCGAAUGAUCUCAAUGGGGAUUUGAGCAAGCCUGCCGGUGGUCCAGGUCCACUGCCAUUCCUCAAUGGGAUUGAAUCUCCGGUUACCGAACCGAGGUUGGCAGAUGCUGGUGGUGUAGAGGAGACUGCGCCCGUCGCCGAAACUACCCGAGCACUUCAGCUCCAGGGCCGUGCGACGCGCUGCCUAGAGCAGUUCAGAGCGCCCGUCGGUCCAGCAGAACUGCUAGCCCUCCCUAACUCAUUGGUGAAGCCAGAUGCAAAGCCCAUCAGCCCCAAUAACUUCCCGGAACCUAAAGCGCCAGUGGGUCCCGCGGAACUGCUGUUGCUCCCAAAUUCCCAUUCCGAUCUGGUCUCCAGGUCGGUCAAAAGCCGCCCUCUGUGUGAAAGUGGAGAGCGCACGAUGGGACAGUCAACGCUGCAGGCCUCCCCUGACUUAUACGGUCAUACAGACGACAAUGCUACCAAGAGUCAUGGCGUACCCAACGGUGUGGUCAAUGGCAAGGGGCACCCGACCAAGGCAAGUGCCUCGGCUGAGAACCAUAAAGUGGGCAAGUUGUCCAGCGAAAGGACGCAACUCGAUGGCGUCACCAAUGGUACUACUUCACCACGCUCCGUACCCUCUCCCAACGACUCUGCCGCAGAACCCAAUGGGCUACAGGCUCUGAAGCGCCGAAAGAGCGUCCGCUUUUCGCCUACGGUUGAGUCAACCACGUUCUUAGAUUCUGACCCACCGAGCCCGGGUCGCUCAGCGAACGCUUCGUUGAGGAGGGCGGUGGCCGCGUCAUCUAAUGGACAGGCAGUGAAGAAGCCGACGGUUUCCUCGACGGUUUCCUCGACGAUUCCUACAGCUGUGGUGUCUGGAUCUGAAAGCGCUCCAGGAGUGCCUCUGCACAGCCCAAGUAUGCCGACUGAGCUUGUGAACAAAGAGCACUUUCAGCUUGCACCGGAAGAAGCGUUUUUCCUGGUCUUCUCACUCGGGGUACUGAAGGUUGUGGACCCUGUGACCGGCUCCCCCAUUGCCACAGAACGCCUUCUAUUCCUCUUUCGCUCGUACUCAUAUUUCCCGCCUCGGUCGCUCGAUUCCGGCCUCAGGGCCGACGACCCGUUCCUCGUGAACUACGCUGUGUAUCACCACUUCCGCUCACUCGGCUGGGUGCCGCGCCACGGCAUCAAAUUCGGCGUCGACUGGAUUCUAUACCAGCGGGGCCCUGUCUUUGACCACAGCGAGUUUGGCAUCAUGGUCCUUCCCUCUUACUCACACCCCUCCUGGGCGGACCAUCAACACGAGGAACCCAAGCGGUCUUGGUCCUGGUUGAUGGGGGUCAACAGGGUGCUCUCGCACGUCCUCAAGAGCCUGGUGCUCGUUUACGUUGAUAUCCCACCACCGACGGAGUUUGCUGAGGAGAUGGAGCGUGGUGGGAUCGCAACGGCAUUAAAGAAGUAUACGAUCCGGGAGGUUAUGGUUCGGAGGUUCUCGGUCAAUCGGAAUCGGUGAUGUUCGGAGUCUGUAGGAGGCUUGGGACAGGGCACUGUUGCAUGGGCAUGAGCAUGGCGACGGCGUUGGGUAGAGUUAUGUUGCAUAGGUAAGGUGUUUGAUACCUCGACGGUUUGAUCAAUAGACCUGUGCUCUCACAUGGCCGACACGCUCCUGCGGCAUAAAUACCCACCGG